Molecule: messenger RNA, 5715 nt
Organism: Galeopterus variegatus (Sunda flying lemur)
Lineage: Eukaryota; Metazoa; Chordata; Mammalia; Dermoptera; Cynocephalidae
Gene: ITPKB
Product: inositol-trisphosphate 3-kinase B
Exons: 7
Coding region: 283-2664 (793 amino acids)
Biological process (GO): inositol phosphate biosynthetic process
Cellular component (GO): nucleus; cytoplasm
Molecular function (GO): inositol tetrakisphosphate kinase activity; inositol-1,4,5-trisphosphate 3-kinase activity
Source: RefSeq, a predicted model, not a curated record
UCGUUCCUCUCCCCCCCCGCCGAGCUGCUGUCGCCCGAGAAGCCCCGGAGCCCCGGGGGCUGGCGGAGCGGCCGGCGGAGGCUGAACAGUAGUAGCAGCGGCAGCGGCGACAGCAGCGGAGGCAGCGUGGGCAGCCCGAGCUGGGCGGGCCGCCUGCGCGGGGACGGGCAGCAGGUGGUGGCCGCCGGUACGUUGUCCCCGCCGGGGCCGGAGGAGACCAAGAGGAAGCUGCGGAUCCUGCAGCGCGAGUUGCAGAACGUGCAGGUGAAUCAGAAAGUGGGCAUGUUCGAGGCGCACAUCCAGGCGCAGAGCUCGGCCGUGCAGGCGCCCCGCAGCCCGCGUCCGGGCAGGGCUCGCUCGCCCUCUCCGUGCCCCUCGCGCAGCAGCAGCCAGCCCCCUGGAAGGGGCCUGGCCCAGUGCGCCCCGAGCGACGAACGGAGGACAAAGUCCUGGGGGGAGCAAUGUCCAGAGACUUCAGAGGCCGAUUCUGGGAGGAGAGGGCCCAGCCUACACCCCUCCAAGGACAAGGACAGAGUGGCACCUCUCCCCAGCCGGUCCGCCCCGACGGGAUCUGGGGCUCAAGGUCCAGCCGCUUCGGUGAGGAUCGAGGACGGCGUCCCUGCCAGUCCCCACUACGGCUCACCCGUAGCUAUGGAAAUUGACAAGAGGGUCUCUGCUCUUUCGGGAACUCAGAGCUGCCAAGCCCCCUCGUUGGGGCUGGUCGGAGAGAACUUAGUGAUGGCCACAGAAGUGGCACCCAGAGCCACAUCCACUGGGCCACACCGCCCACAGCGUCCUGCACUUGAGCGGUCUGAGAGGGCCAUCGACCUUGAGGACCCGCACCUCCGGGUGGACUCUGUAGAGAGGCAGGGGCAGUUUCUGGGCAGUGGGACAAGCCCAGCCCCCGAGAGGGGACAGCCCCACGGUGGAGAGUCCCCAGGGAAGAUGGGGAAAGGAAAUCUGCCCUGUGGCAUGCCCGGCUUCUGGGCGUCUGAAGUGGGCGAAAGGCCAGAGGAGAAGACUGUGAAUGCAGAAAACUCGGAGCCCUCCGAUGCCCUGCACUGGUCCAGGCCGUCUGGAGACCUGGGCUCCGUAGGCCCCAGGGAGGCCCCAGGUGGGGCCCCAGUGGUGGUGGGGCCUCGGCAGCCCUCCGACAGAGCAGAGGAAAGAUCUCCAACGCUGGGCUUGCUUGGGGGCCUAGCACAGCCCGGGACCAGGGAGGUGGAGGUGAGAAUUCCUUCUGGCAGAAUGCUGGAGCCUUUGCCCUGUUGGGAUGCAGCAAAAGACAUGAAAGAACCUCAGUGCCUUCCUGGGGACAGGGUGGGUGUGCAGUCUGGGAGCUCCAGGGUUUGGCUGGACUCCAUGGUGGAAGCCGGUCUGGUGUGGACGUGUGGCACAGGGGUACAAGCGGAGGGGACUUGGGAAAGCCAGAGGAAGGACAGAGACCCCGGCCCCACCCUGGAGCUUCUGCCCCCGGCUCACGACAAGCCUUCUCCGAGAGAGGCCUGCAGCCCCAGCAACAUACCUGCCGUGAUCAUUACAGACAUGGGCGCCCAGGAGGAUGGGGGCUUGGAGGAGGUGCAGGGAAGCCCUCGGGGCAACCUGCCCCUAAGGAAACUGUCCUCUUCCUCGGCUUCCUCCACGGGCUUCUCAUCCUAUGAGGACUCGGAGGAGGACAUCUCCAGUGACCCUGAGCGCACUCUAGACCCCAACUCAGCCUUACUGCAUACCCUGGACCAGCAAAAGCCCAGAGUGAGCAAAUCAUGGAGGAAAAUAAAAAACAUGGUGCACUGGUCUCCCUUCGUCAUGUCCUUCAAGAAGAAGUACCCCUGGAUCCAGCUGGCGGGACACGCAGGGAGUUUCAAGGCGGCCGCCAACGGCAGGAUCCUGAAGAAGCACUGUGAGUCGGAGCAGCGCUGCCUGGACCGGCUGAUGGCCGACGUGCUGAGGCCCUUCGUGCCCGCCUACCACGGGGACGUGGUGAAGGACGGGGAGCGUUACAACCAGAUGGACGACCUGCUGGCCGACUUCGACUCGCCCUGCGUGAUGGACUGCAAGAUGGGCAUCAGGACCUACCUGGAGGAGGAGCUCACCAAGGCCCGGAAGAAGCCCAGUUUGCGGAAGGACAUGUACCAGAAGAUGAUUGAGGUGGACCCCGAAGCCCCGACCGAGGAGGAGAAAGCCCAGCGGGCUGUGACCAAGCCGCGGUACAUGCAGUGGAGGGAGACCAUCAGCUCCACGGCCACCCUCGGGUUCAGGAUUGAGGGUAUCAAGAAAGAAGACGGCUCUGUGAACCGGGACUUCAAGAAGACCAAAACGAGGGAGCAGGUGACCGAGGCCUUUAGAGAGUUCACUAAAGGAAACCAAAACAUCCUGAUCGCCUACCGGGACCGUCUGGAAGCCAUUCGAGCCACCCUAGAGGUUUCUCCCUUCUUCAAGUGCCACGAGGUCAUCGGCAGCUCCCUCCUCUUCGUCCACGACAAGAAGGAACAGGCCAAGGUGUGGAUGAUUGACUUUGGGAAAACCACGCCCCUGCCCGAGGGUCAGACCCUGCAGCAUGAUGUCCCCUGGCAGGAGGGGAACCGGGAGGACGGCUACCUCUCGGGGCUGAACAACCUCAUCGACAUCCUGACGGAGAUGUCCCAGGGCGCCCCGCUCGCCUGAGGCUGCCCUGCGCCCACCUGUGCACCCACCUGGCCUCUUCCCCCCUUCUGCGGUUCUCUUCUUAACUUUUCCUUCACUUCUCCCCCAGAACUGACCCUCCCGAACUGCACUACAAGACACUUUGUAGAAAAGGAGAUGAGACGUUCUAGUGGUUUUCCUAACUUAAAGACCUGGAGGUGACAUUUCCACUGCUUUGUAAAUAGAAUCACCUACUAGAAGAGAAAUACCCAAACCCAGGCUCAAUUUCCUGUAGCAGCCAGUUGGGUUCAGAGCAGGAGGGAGCUCAGGUGACCCUGGGACCCCCAGCUGCAGAGGGGCCCUGACAUGAGCCCUGCUUGUAGAAGACCCCUAGACCUGAGCGCAGCCCCGGUGGCUACCUGCAGAGGCCUGUCGCCCCCUGGUGGCCGGUGCCAUUACCAUUGCUGCCAAGCACAGCCCAUUUCUGCCUAUGCUUCCCAAUCAAUUGAUCGAUCGGGAGCCCAGCAGCCAGGCUGGGUCCCUUGUGCCUGGCCCGGAAGUAGGGCUUUCUGGUAGUUGGGGCACAAAACCAUGGGAGAGCCAUCUGUUGGCCGUGAGCAAAGUACCCUCGGAUCAGCAGCCCCAGGGGCUCCCAGAGACAGCGUGGUGGCCUUUCUAGAGCUGCUGAAAGCAAGGACCCCUGCACCCACCUGGUAUUGAAACCCUCCAGCUCUGGACCAGGCCCAGGAGCCAGGAGAAGUCUGAAGCCAACUUGGCUGUGAUCUGUGACCUCCACCUUCCCAGAAGGGGGCAGGCAAGAGCUCUUUCUUCCUUCUGGAACUGCCGCUUAUCAAUCCAGAGGGGACAAUCUGCAAAACUGAGCUCCCAGGAAUGCCACCCCAACCUCCCAGAGCCACGUGUUCAUGGUCUUUUUUGUGCCUCCCGCUCCCUGCCCUGCUGUGGCAAAGUCUAGGGGGCUGGGUGGGAGUGGGUCGGGGCACCCACAGCCCCCCAGGAAAGACGGGCCCUGCAGAAUCUCUUGCCCUGGGGGAGAAUGUUCUCGCUCUCACCUCCCUGGUGCUAGCUGGUCGACCUUGCAUGAGGUCCAGGUCACUCAUGGUUAUGGGGAGAGGACAGGAGGGGGUUCAGGCCAGCACCAGGCAGGAAGGAGGCAGGAUUCUGGUAUCAUUUUUGAAUUUCCCCUGAGGUAAGUCUCAUGGCUUGAAGGGCUCAGACUUGUGUUCCUAAUGUAGUGUAGGUAGCUUCCAGGGUAAGGGCCAGUGCCAGGGCUGUGCCGGGCAUCUCUUCCUGGAGUCUCUGUGUUGCUCAAAGAUUCACAGGGAACCAUUUUUUAAGCCUUAGUUUGACUGUCAAGCAAGUAAGUCUGUGUUACUGAGAGGAAUGUAAAUUUGGCACGACUCUUUAAGAACAAAGCUCCUUGCUCUGUUGCCAUUUGGAGCUGUGUCCCCAGGCCCCUGGGGGCUUUGCUGUGAGAGGUGCAGGAGUGCAGAGAGAAAGCGGAGGAGCUUCAGCCGGGCUCCAGGCCAGCAGGGCCUGCCUCAGGGACACAGAGGGAGAAGGUGGGGACAAAGGUGUGCACGCCAGCAGGGACCACUGCCUGGGCCGCCCACCCUGGCGCCCCAGGGCCCAUGUGACAUGUACGUUUCCCCUUUUGUGCUGGGUGAGUGACAGUUGGUGGGGGCAGAGGAUGGGACACAUGAGGAUGUUUAAGUACAGAUUUUAAAAAAGGAAAUCACUUAAACUUCCUGGCUCUCGUUCAAAACAGUGGUGAGCUCUGGUGUGGGCUGACUCGCUAAAGGUCACACUCCCGCCCCUGCUGAGCACAGAGACCUCGUGACAGCACGUGAUCUGGAAGGCAGGCAGGACGGGGGCGUCGGGGAGCCAGAGCCAGCUCUGGGUCUCCGGAGCUAGCAUCACUUGCAGGUUAGAAGGGACUUGGAUGGUCUGUGCUUCAGCCAUCAUCGGGGAAGGGACAGAUGUCAUUAAUUCAGACGUCAAGAUUACGCAAGCAUGGACUAGAAAAAGAGUUUUCGAUGGAAAAAGUUGGCUAAAGCAAAUUAACGAUAUGAAUUAAAAUUAGAGGGGACCAGCGAAACCUAUUUAAGAGAAUAAAACUUUCCAAGCACUUUAAGCAGGCAUCAGUUGUUUGCAAACAGUGUGCUGAUAUGCAAAUGAUUUCUUUAUUAAAGGUGGCCCACGGGACCCCAUAUUGGCAAUACUUUCCUUCAGGUUACGUUAUAUCUGUGAGAGUGAUAAAAAAAAAAUGCCAUCUUUUUAGGGUUAUUCUGUAUUACUGAGGGUUUUUGUUCUGUUUUUUGUAUUUACCACGCUAGGUCUCUCCCACACCUCUGUCUCUCAAGCCAUCUGUCACCCCCUGGCCCUUUUUCCCCCUUGUCUCAGUGGGACAGAUAGAUCCUGGAAUGGAAUUUCCCAGAACCCCUGCCCUGGCAGUCUGAAAGACCAGGCCCACCCAGCCCUGGUCCCACCAGGGACUCCUUAGCCAUACAGGUGCCAGGAGGGGGGACACGCUGAAUGCACCUGUGCACAGGUGAACGGGGUCCCCGAGGGUGCUGGGCCUUCAGACUGCUUAGUGCUCUCAGAAGCAUUCCUCGGCUGCUUUCCCCAGACUCGCCUUUAGUGUCCUGUAAGAAGUUUUUAAGUUAUAUUUAUUUUGUUGGUUUUAAAAAUUGCACAAAACACUACAACUGAAAGGCUGGAUUCUGUGUCUCCUUUAAAGCUUGGCCUUCCUGUACUUCGUUUUCCACUUGGUGGAAAAAACCCAGAAGCAACCCUGGCCCCCCAAGAUGGCUCUGUCCCCCGUCAGCUGUAUUUAGCUUUGAGCUCCACUGAUCUGGUUAACCCUGCGUGUGUAUAUAAUCUGGCCUCUUGCUCUAGGGUGUUUACCCUGUCGGUGCCUUUUUUCUGGAGGAGAGGACCCCCUCAGAGAGGCUGUCCUCUUCUGCACCCCACCCCAUGGGACCUUGAAGGAAACUGAACUGUUACACGCCCCUGCACAGAACCUGUCCAAGACUGCGGAUGCCCCACCUUCCUGAAUAAAGGCCCUGGAGACCA